GACACAAACUCCUCCCUCUCCACUACAACGGUCGACUAAAGCGAUGUCAGCAAAUGUUGAGCGUUGGCACGAGUCAAGUUUGGCAACAUCUUCGUACCCCGUCGUGAAACUUUUUUUUCGUGAAUUAUCAGGGCUUAGGUAAAGAGGAAGGGGAAGAGGCGAAUUUUCAAGGAUAUCUCCUUUCUUCCUUUCUCGUUAUGUAAGGCUCGCCUAGUUUUUCAUUGGCAGAGGGUGUGAGUUUCCGCGUUCAUGGACUUGUACUCUGUCUCCCCUCGAAGGCAGAACGAUCAAAGAAGAAAUAGUCUCCCUCAGCCUUUCGUUCUUCGCACAAACGUUGGCGGUCGAGCACGGCUUCGUUCACCGCCUCGCAUGCUCUCUACCUCUGCCCUCAAAUCGACCGGUGAUUGUGGUCUUGCUUGCCAGGAGCUCUUUAGGGUGUGGCGGAGUUUCAAGAUGUCGGGUGAUCAAAGUGCAGAGAAAUUGGACAACAUGCUGACGAGCAUGGAUAAGAUCCAGACAACUCUCAAACAGAUUGAGGUGAAUGGACGACCUGGAGACUCGGAGGAGUAUUACCCACCAAGAUCAGACAAACAAAAGGUGUUUGCAAGGAUUCGAUGUAAUGUUAUCACUGUAGGUGAUAUUGAUACAGUAACUCAGCAGUUUACAUCAGAGAUAUAUUUGAGUGUCACCUGGAAGGAACCAAAUGUUAAAGGCAAGCAGAGAGAGGAGGUAAAUUGGGAUGAGCAAUGGGAUCCUCGCAUCUAUUUCUUUAAUGCAGUGAACAUAGAUAAGAUGCAAACCAACCAUUACAUCAUUCCCAAUGAAGAUGACGAUCCUAGUGGUAGCCCGGAUGUUCGUUUAUCGAUCAGAAUGAAAGGAACAUUCAAGUGCAGUAUGCAACUCAAGGAUUUCCCCUUCGAUUGCCAGGAUCUGACCAUUAAACUGAUGUCUGAUUGGCCAGUAGAAGAUGUGGAGUUUGUGAAAGACAUGAACAUCAAGGACAGCAUCAGACUCGAUACAUUCACAGCUGGCCAGCAAUGGAAGCUAUGGAAACAUGUAUUAGCUCAACCAAUAGAAGAAGACAAAGCUUUAACAGGAGCACAUAGAUCUUAUCCUAUCUAUCAUAUCACCACACAUGUGCAACGAAAACCCGGCUUCUAUAUCUGGAAUAUCGCCCUCAUCAUGCUGCUGAUCGUCAUCUUAACUUUCACAUCGUUUGUGGUAGAACGAGGGGCUCCAGCAGACAGACUAAGUGUGACUGUCACUCUACUUCUCACAGCAGUAGCAUUCAAAUAUGUCGUCAGUCAAUCUCUACCACUCAUAUCUUAUCUAACCAUGUUGGACAAGUACGUGCUAUCCUGCCUCAUCUUCCAAUGUUUGGUGGUCGGUCAGAACGCUUUAUCAGCCGUAGUCGAAAUCAACGAUCCCGAUAAAGAGAAGGACUGGGCUAAAUGGUUCGAUUUUAUCUCCAUCAUCGUGCUCGCCGGCAUGGUAUUCAACAUCACCGUUGGGUUUAUCAUCUCUAGUCUUAUAAGGCAAAAUAAAACAACUAAGAAGAUGAAGAAGAUAACAGCCGGAUACUUGGAAAAAUGCGAGCAGAUUAACCAGAAUUGGCAGACCCGCCAGCGGAACCGAGAGGCUAGCAGGAAGAGCAAAGAGGAGCGAGAAAUUCCACCGACGGAGAAGGCCGUCCAGGCCGGUGCCGCUGCCAAGGGAUUGAGUUGGAAGAGGGCUAGUAAGGAAGUGGGUAACAAUGGCAAAAGCAACGUAGAGAUGCAAGGUAUUAAGACGGAAGCCAGCCUCAAACCCGAGUCCAGUUCCCAUCCUUCUGGUAGUGCCUCAAGUCAACAAACUACUGCUACAUUCGCCGUAUAAACAUUAUCCCGUCCUAAUAUAGCACACCACCAGUCAACGAUCUGACUGAAAUGAUACAGAAAUAUGAUGGCACAUUCGUCGCCUUACCUCACUGGUGAAAAUAAUCCACUGCUCAAAUCGUUAUAUCAAACGUUUAUAACAAUUUAGAAACACUGUUACAUAAUCAUUGGCGUCCUCAGUCAGAUCCCGUGUGCAUCCGUUAAACAAUUUUUCAUCAGAAGGUGCAAGAAGGCCGUAAUUUUUUGCCGUGAAAUUUAGAUACACUAAACACCCUAAGAUCUGUAAACCAGUUGAAUUACAAAAUGAAACUUUCAAAUGAAUAAGAAUAACUUUUGAUGACAGUAUUUGUCAAAGCAUUUGUAGUGCAAUAUGAAGGGCACAACGAACUGUUCAGUUCAGAUGUCAAUCAACAUUCGAUACUCUCCACCCAUGUGAAUGAGUUUAUAAUUUUGAAGGAUACCUCAGUCGACGAGAGUUGUCCCUGCAUGUAAGUUUCCCUAUACAGAUUCAAUUUGACUCGGAUUGCCUUCAGGCUGCGAGUCAUUUCCAUUCUUAGUUGAUGUGACUUAGAUUACAAAUUAAUUGACUCGGGAUGGUGUGGCGUUGAUUGAAAUCAACUCCUACUGAGUCAAAGAAAUCCAAGUCUUUCAAACUCAGAAUGAAAUUGACUCCUGAUUGACGAAAUUUUUAGUCAAAUUUGACUCCGAAGAAACAAGAGUAUGUAUUGGGGCAGGAUUUCAUACAAUCAUCACAAGGAUCAGCUUACCAACAUGUUUUGAAUAUAAGAUUGAUCUCUAACUAUCUUUUAAAGAAAAAUCAAAAUCUCGAUUUUUUUUUUUUUCAUAAAAGUAGAAUAAAAUGUUAUUACAAUUUUUUUGCAUUCAAUUCACAACGCUGUGGGCAGAGUGUUGACGCCCUCUACGUUUCAUAAUUAUUUUGGCAAGGCCUGCUUGUCUUGCACUGAUCAUUAACGAAUAAACUUUUGAGAGUGUAUAAUUUCACAAUUUAAUCAGUUAAAAUUAAGACUACACAGUAAUCAGGUAAUUCAUUUUCCACUAUUUCGAAAAACAAUAUGAUUAUUCAGGCAAAGGAAACACAUAUUUAUAAACCUGUCAAGAACAGAAUUGUCAAACGAAGAGAAAGUGAGAAUACUUUUUCAAGCAUCUCAUUUAUUUUUCACCUGACUUGAUGAAUGGAUUUCCAGUCGUUAACUUAUAUGUGAAUAAUUUAGAAGCUGAAUAAAGGGGACUGUUUUUUAGAUAAUUAGAAUGAGGCUUUUGUAAUUGAAUUUUUCAUUUUAUGUUUCUUAGAAGAUAUUCUCGUGAUUUAAGUGUGAUUCGGGUACAAAGGACAGAUGGAGCUAGAUUAUUGACCAAAUCUAAAAUUGUAAAAAUUGACUGAUUGUUCCAUCUCUUGUUGAGUUGAUCAACAUUAAAAUGGCCUUUAUCAUAUUCGCUGUACUAAAUCGACUGUUCACUUCUAAGACAGAUUUCAGUGCCCUGUUUUGUAGAACUUGGAGACGAUUUAGUUGGCUUUUAUUGCCAUUUCUCCAGAUUGUACAAUAAUAGUCAAAUAUCGGUUGGAUUAAAGUCUUGUGCAGCAUAUAUGCUCUUACAGCUCUUACAACACAGCUCUUAUAAGAGCUGUGUUUUUGGGGUAUAUAACAUCGAAUGCGUUUUAAAGAAUUCUGUAAAACUUUUUUCCGAACACUCAAUUUGGGGGGGGGGGGUCCAGAUUAAGGAGCUGUCUAUUAUUACGCCAAAAUAUUUACAUUUGGCUUACCCUUUGCAAUUCAUAAUUUUGCAUUUGUAUUUUUACAUCAUCGAUUAGACGGAGCUUUGCUUUAGAUCAUAAUAACUAAUAUAUAUUAAAACUUAUUGGUGUUGAUUAAUAGUUCAUUAUUAGAAAACCAUCUAGAAAUUAACUUUAAAUCUCUGUUAAUAGCCAUACAUUUCUGGGCUCUUUAGAUGCAACAUCUGCAUAUAAAGAGAGGGAGCGUUGUUCUACAGAUUGACCAAAUCAUUUUGAGUGAUUAUAAAGAGGAGGGGACCUAGGAUACUCCCUUGAGGUACCCCACUUUCAACAGUACGAAAACCUGACAUAUCACCAUUGACAACCGUUGAUUGCUGCCUACCCAAAUAAUUGCGAAACCAUUUUACUGCAUCCUGAUCAAAUCCAAAGUAAGAUAAUUUAUUUAACAAUAAUUCAGACGAUAUUAAAUCAAAUGCCUUCUCCAGGUCUAUAGUGACCAUGCCAAUAUCAUUUUUGUUAGCAAAGUCAUUAGUAGUAUUUAACAAGGCAGUGGUUGUUGAGUGGCCUGAACGAAAACCAUGCUGGAUCAAGCAAAUUAUUGUUUGACAGGUAGUUAUAAUCCUCCCUGUGGACAAUGUGUCAAUGGUGUAGUGUAGUCGAUACCUUCUUUAAUUACAUGUGCUGGAAUUUGAUUCAGGCCAGUGGCCUUCUUACUUGCAAUUUCAUUGAUGUGUUUUUUAACAUCUCGACUUGAGAUCAGCUUAAAACUGAAAGUGGUUGAUACUUUAAGUAUUGAUCCAUAUUGUCGUCAAAGGUAAACCUUUCUUUGCGUUAGCUGCCAGAUCAACAAAGUUAUCAUUUAAGCGUGUGGCAAUUCCCUUAAAUCCCAAAAUAUCUUUACCAUUAAAAGACAGUUUGCGGAUUAACUUCUUGUGGGUUUUUUUUAUCAGGAAUCAUACAUCGUAAAGAUGUCCACAUAGCAGGACAAUUCCCUUUGUUGUUCAAGAUUAUCUCUGAAAUAUAUUGCUUUUUUGCCUUUCGUAUCAUAUCUGUAACAGUAUUUCUAAGUUUUCUUUAUAAUAUCCAGUCAGAUUUCGAAAAUUUAGCACGGUUUUUUUAUUUCAUUCCUUUCCUUUAUCUUGAUCAAUAUGUCACUAUUCAUCCAUGAGUUUCUUUUUAUGUCGCACUCUUUUUUCCUAAGACUGUAAGAGGUGCGUGUUUAUUCAAAACUGAACAAAAUUUACUGGACAAUAGGCAAUAUUAGCGUCUGUUUCAGAAAGAACAGAUCACCAUAAUUAUAGUGAUCGAUCAUGCCUAGUGGAAUGACAUCACAAAAAGUUAUUUUGUUAUGAUUUGAGGAAUACAUAACAUCAAUAAGUGUUGCAGAUGUCUGCGUCAUCCUCGUUGGCUUAUCAACAAAUUGUUUUAAAUUGUAUUCUUCUACUAAGUCAUCAAUCGUUUUGUUUGGCAAGUGGGGGGCCCUUUAGAAAUGCCACAAUUCAGAAAAAAUUUGUAAAUAUCCUGAUAUAAAGCGAUUGAUGUGUAUAUUGUAGAUGGAUUAUCUGGACUUUUAGUAUUUAUAGAUUUUAUAUGUAAUUGUCUUUAUUACGUUCAGAUAUUAUGUGAAGAUGUAUACCCUGUGUAAAUAGGAAUUUAUUUGUUCAUUUAAAAAACCGGAAUUAAAAGAGAUAGUGCAAUGUGCAAUAGGCACCAUAUAACAAGGGUUGGACCAAUGUCUUUCAAGAAAUAACUUGCCUCUGAGUUUUUAAUCUCAAAAUGAGUGGUAAGCGUUGACAAAGAAAAGAAAUUCGCUUUGAAAUGUGAAUUAUUGUAGUCCAUAAUUUCAUCUAAAAUUCGAUAGAUGACGCACUCUUGAGUUCUAUGAAUGUUUGUUUUGAUAUAUUUCUUCUUGCAUACCGUGUAGAUGUGGAUUCCAAUGCUUUGUAUAUACAUAUUCUCUGCAGAAUGUCAAUUUAUCAGGUAAAUUGUUUUGAAUGCAAGAGAAAGUGCAAUUAUUGUUGUCUUUCACAGUCGUUUUAUACCUGCUUGAUACUACUAAAGAUUGUUCAUGUAUUAAUAAAUCAAGAAGUCUAUAGUUUUUGUUGUUUGUUAAAAGACACAAUAAAGGAUUAUAUACCGACUUUGUUCAGAUAA
Messenger RNA from Lytechinus pictus (painted urchin), 5781 nucleotides. Its product is annotated as gamma-aminobutyric acid receptor subunit epsilon-like. The record is from RefSeq and is a predicted model, not a curated record. Gene Ontology annotation, molecular function: neurotransmitter receptor activity; transmembrane signaling receptor activity; extracellular ligand-gated monoatomic ion channel activity. Gene Ontology annotation, cellular component: synapse; plasma membrane; neuron projection. Bases 250 to 1875 code for a protein of 541 amino acids. The transcript is spliced from 10 exons. Gene Ontology annotation, biological process: signal transduction; regulation of membrane potential; nervous system process. NCBI's taxonomy places the organism in Eukaryota, Metazoa, Echinodermata, Echinoidea, Temnopleuroida, Toxopneustidae.